Molecule: messenger RNA, 1345 nt
Organism: Theobroma cacao (cacao)
Lineage: Eukaryota; Viridiplantae; Streptophyta; Magnoliopsida; Malvales; Malvaceae
Product: 2-alkenal reductase (NADP(+)-dependent)-like
Molecular function (GO): 2-alkenal reductase [NAD(P)H] activity
Source: RefSeq, a predicted model, not a curated record
AACCAAGCCUCAUAUCUGAAAUCUAUCAGACAUUUCUAGAAAAAAAAAAAAAAGAUUUUACAAAGAGAGCUCAGCACAGUGUCUCUGCACAGAAAAGAGAGAAACAUUAAUCAACAAAAAUGGCGGAUGGUAGUGAUAAAGAAGUAGUUGUAAGAAACAAACAGGUGAUAUUCAAGGACUAUAUCACUGGGUUUCCAAAGGAAUCAGACAUGCAUGUCACCACUGGCAAUAUAAAGCUGAAGGUACCAGCUGGUACGAAAGCACUUCUCGUGAAGAAUCUCUACUUAUCAUGCGAUCCUUAUAUGCGGAUUUUAAUGAGAAGCCAAGGCUCUGAUCUAUUCAGUCCUUAUACCCCUGGCUCCCCAAUAACUGGGUUUGGAGUGGCUAAAGUUUUGGAUUCGGGACAUCCAGACUUCAAGGAAGGCGACUUGGUUUGGGGCACGACAGGAUGGGAAGAGUAUUCUCUGCUGACAGCAACCGAAGGACUCUUUAAAAUUCAACAUACUGAAGUACCCCUUUCCUACUAUACAGGAAUUCUUGGCAUGCCUGGUAUAACUGCUUAUGCGGGGUUCUAUGAGGUUUGUUCUCCAAAGAAAGGGGAAUAUGUUUUCGUAUCGGCAGCAUCUGGCGCUGUUGGACAGCUUGUUGGGCAAUUUGCGAAGCUGAUGGGUUGCUAUGUUGUUGGUAGUGCUGGGAGUAAAGAAAAGGUUGAACUGUUGAAGAACAAGUUUGGGUUUGACGAUGCUUUCAAUUAUAAGGAAGAACCUGAUUUGAAUGCAGCUCUGAAGAGAUACUUUCCUGAAGGUAUUGAUAUCUACUUUGAAAAUGUUGGGGGCAAAAUGCUGGAUGCUGUGCUCCUCAACAUGAGAAUUCAUGGCCGCAUUGCUGUGUGCGGGAUGAUCUCGCAGUACAAUCUUGAUCAACCGGAAGGCGUACACAAUCUAAUGACGAUAGUUUACAAGACUGUUCGAAUCGAAGGAUUUUCGGUCUUCGAUUACUAUCCGCAGUAUUCCAAGUUCUUGGACCAUGUAUUAGCGUACAUCAAAGACGGGAAGAUAAAGUAUGUGGAGGACCUUGCUGAAGGCCUCGAGAGCGGCCCUGCUGCUUUAAUAGGACUGUUCAGUGGGCGCAAUGUGGGAAAACAGGUUGUUGUAGUCGAUCAUCGCCUCUGAUUCAGCCUUCUCUUCUCACGGGAUUCACAUAUAGUUUCUGUCAAAGUGGACCAAUUUUAAAUUGUGUGCUAGUGUGAAAACAUUAGGUUUAUCUUUGUUAUGCCACGUCUACACAUCUUUCUAUGGUUAUGCGGAUUGGAUUCUCUCCCAUAACAUCUAAAUACGUUCGUUUA